Messenger RNA from Talaromyces stipitatus ATCC 10500, 1690 nucleotides. RefSeq names its product phosphoserine aminotransferase. Gene Ontology annotation, biological process: L-serine biosynthetic process. The record is from RefSeq and is a predicted model, not a curated record. Bases 69 to 1343 code for a protein of 424 amino acids. The transcript is spliced from 6 exons. NCBI's taxonomy places the organism in Eukaryota, Fungi, Ascomycota, Eurotiomycetes, Eurotiales, Trichocomaceae. Gene Ontology annotation, cellular component: cytoplasm. Gene Ontology annotation, molecular function: O-phospho-L-serine:2-oxoglutarate transaminase activity; pyridoxal phosphate binding.
GAUUGAUUUAUUUAAAGACUCCAAUUGCAGUUCUUCUCUCGGUCUCAUACAUAGCACAGAAAUAUACAAUGAAGAGAGAAGACGUCGUCUACUUUGGCGCAGGCCCCGCGGGGCUGCCAACAGAUGUGCUCACCACCGCAGCAUCUGCGUUGCUCAACUAUCAAGAGACUGGUCUUGGAGUGGCCGAGCACAGUCAUCGCAGUACAUUGGCAGCCGAUAUCGUGAAUACCAUGAAGGCCGACCUCGCCGAAUUCCUCGAGAUACCCCCUUCACACGACGUGCUAAUUAUGCAAGGUGGAGGAUCGGGACAAUUCGAUGCGACAGUCUACAACUCGGUGCUCGUCUGGGUGGAAACCCAACGACAAAAGAUCGUUCGAGCGAACCCCAGCAUAAAUGAAGAGGACUUGAUUAAACAAUUGCAACAAAAAGUGCAGUCGGACUUGCGACUCGACUAUCUUGUGACCGGGUCAUGGUCCUUGAAGGCUAAUCAGGAAGCCGUCCGGUUACUGGGACCAACACAUGUCAAUGUCGCAACAGACUCCAGAAAACUCAAUGAUGGCAAAUUCGGAAAAAUCGCAGACGAAUCCACCUGGCAGCUAAGUGAUAAACCCGCCAUGAUUUAUCUAUGCGAGAACGAAACUGUGGACGGUGUUGAAUGGCCCAGUUUCCCCAAGACUCUUGAAUCAAGAGCAUCCGACGACCAAACUCUUGUUGUGGGAGACUUCUCGUCAACAAUCCUUUCGCGACGCAUUCCAUUUGACCAGUUCUCUAUUGUCUACUUUGGCGCACAGAAGAAUCUUGGUUUACCCGGCAUCACAGUUGUGGUGAUUAAGAAGAGCCUUCUUUCAAUUCUGAGCCAGGGUAAACCCGACCUGGCGAGAAAGAUUGGCCUACCGGUUCCUCCCACCAUUCUGGACUACGCGGUUGCAGCCAAGAAUAACAGUCUUUAUAAUACUCUGAGCAUAUUCGAUGUCUUUGUGGCUGGCCAAGUGCUGAAAAAAUUACUUGCCACAUUCCCCGAUAAAGUUCGCGGCCAGGAGGCUCUCUCCGGAAAGAAAGCUGCCCUCCUAUAUGGCGUUCUUGACUCGUACCCAGAGGUUUACAAAGUUGUUCCCGACGAAAGCGUGCGAUCACGGAUGAAUUUAUGUUUCCGCGUUACCAAGGGAGGAAACGUUGAUGAAGCCGAAAGGGCAUUCAUCCGAGGCGCAACAGAAAGGGGACUACUCGGAUUGAAGGGUCACAGAAGCGUCGGCGGCAUUCGCGUGUCAAAUUACAACGUUGUCGAUGAAGCCGGAGCUCAGAAACUAGCCACAUAUUUGAAAGACUUUGCGACAAGCCCCUAGUUACUUGUUCAUGUCGUAUUAAGAAGCUCAAAAGUUAUGAUGUAUGGUAUAGUCAAAAUUAGAACUUAUAUAAUUGUGAAUAACCUAUCUUCUCACAUUGUCACACCGUCAUUUUCAAACUACCUGGGUACGAAUCCUUACUGACCCAUGGCUGAACAUAGCAAAAUUCUACUCAGAAAACGCACUGAACUUCCCCAUCGUCCUCUCCGCCUCAACAAACUCCCUCUCCAAAACAGUCGCAUGCUUCUCACUCCUCACUUUGAUAAUACACUCAAAAGGUUUUGGUCGGACAUUGAACCCUUCCGUAUACGCGAACGUAUCAUACUUUCUCGCUGACCCAUCCUUCU